This is a messenger RNA of Rhineura floridana, 2612 nucleotides long. RefSeq names its product otopetrin 1 (gene OTOP1). Gene Ontology annotation, molecular function: proton channel activity. The coding region runs from base 398 to 1969 and encodes 523 amino acids. The record is from RefSeq and is a predicted model, not a curated record. The transcript is spliced from 7 exons. Gene Ontology annotation, biological process: inner ear morphogenesis; proton transmembrane transport. Lineage: Eukaryota; Metazoa; Chordata; Lepidosauria; Squamata; Rhineuridae. Gene Ontology annotation, cellular component: membrane.
UCUAUCAUCCCGCUGGUGGUCACUUAUAUAUACACAGUUAUGCCAGUGUAAUGUAAUUGGGAUCCUCCGAAAAGGAAUGUGAAGAAAAUCACAGCAGAACAAAUCUGAGAGACAACAGUACCAUUGCCAGCCUCUCCCUUCGCAUGGCAGCACCAUUGGCACACAGCAGCCACACAGGCUUGCUGUGGAACUCGGUGUGCAAUGUCUGGUCUAUUCCAUGUGGACAACCUGUGAUCCUGUAAGACAAAAGUGCUCAUGCAUGUUUGGGGAGUGACAACAAUGUUUGGUUUUCAGCAGCAGAGAGCUUACCUGCAUGUGAGGGAGCAUGCCUACCAGCUAUUGUGGAAAAUUGUUUCUCCGAUAGUUUAGCCAAGGCACAGUUUUCACAUAUGGCAAGAUGGAGGAAGACACAGGAAACAUUUGUAGACCUUAUACUUCUAGCAUAUGUGUGGGGUGCCUUGUCCUUUCAUCCCCACUUGCAGGAGCGGAGCGGGCAUUGUGUCAAAUGUCAGGAAUCCUGCAGCAGAGCACCUGUGCAAUUACUUUGUUUGCAGUCAUUACUUUAAUUAUGGACUCUUUUAAAAUUGGAUACUUCAUUGGAUUUUCAGAUUGCUUAUCAGUCACGGAAGGUAUUUUUCCUGUUACGCAUGCAGUACAUACACUGUUGCAGGUGUACUUCUUAUGGUGCCAUGCAAAGGAUAUUAUCCAGUCCUUCAAAACGUUGGAGAGGUUUGGAGUGAUCCAUUCAGUAUUUACAAAUUUGCUUUUGUGGACAAAUGGUGUGUUAACAGAAUCAAAGCAUCAGCUUAAUGAACACAAGGAAAGAUUGAUCACUCUUGGGUUUGGAAACAUAACAAUAGAAUUGGAUGAUCAUGCACCACAGUGUAAUUGUACCACAGCAGCCCUCUGCUCAAUAUUUUCUCAAGGAAUAUAUUACCUGUACCCCUUCAACAUUGAGUAUCACAUUUUGGCAUCCACAAUGCUGUACGUGCUAUGGAAGAAUAUUGGGCGCAAAGUUGAACACCUUCAGCAACACAAGACCCCAUUCAAAUUUCAAGGAAAAACAUUGGGCACCAUUUUAGGGCUGGUUGUGUUCAUUACAACAAUAGCAAUUGUCGUUGUCUAUGUGAUUCAGAUUGGGGGUUCAAAAAGAAAGAGUGAAAUAGCACUUAUGAUGUUUUAUUUAUAUGCUAUCACAGUAAUGACACUGAUGUGCACAGCUGGAAUAGUUGCUCUUCUGAUUUACAGACUUGAAGAAAAAUCAUUGGAUGUUUCCAAAAACCCAGCUAGGAAACUUGAUGCAGACUUACUGGUUGGAACUGCCUCAGGAUCCUGGCUCCUUUCUUGGGGUUCCAUCCUUGCAGUUAUCUGUGCUCAAUCUCACCCUACGUACACAUGGUACAAUCUGCCGUAUUCUAUCCUUGUUAUAAUUGAGAAAUACAUUCAGAAUGUCUUUAUAAUUGAGUCUAUACACCGUGAGCAUGAAAAGGUUAAUGACGAUAUUAAAACGCUUCGAAUACUAACUGUGUCCAAAGGAAGUACUCUUUCACGGGCACCUUCUUACAAAGAGAUAUAUAACGGAACAGACGGCAUUGAAAAUGGACCAUACAUUAAUGGAAACUACUGUCUGCCUGAGAGCAGUGGAAGUGGCGCUCUUGAUGAAGACACAAGCCAAGGCAAUAGCCCAGUCAUUCCCUCCACCUCUGCUUUUUCACUUUAUAGCAGAAACUCUGCAGACAACAACAAAAGAAGCAUCCUGAAGAACAUUGCUGCAUUUUUGUUCCUAUGUAAUCUCUCGCUUUGGAUUCCACCAGCUUUUGGCUGCCGCCCGGAGUAUGACAAUGGACUGGAAGAAAUGGUUUUUGGAUUUGAACCUUGGAUCAUUGUUGUUAACCUUGCAAUGCCUUUUUCCAUUUUCUAUCGGAUGCACUCAGCAGCAUCCCUCUUUGAGGUCAUUUGCAAAACAUGAAUUUCAUAAAAACAGUGAGAGAAUGGAUGAGCAGCUGAAAAGAUGAAGGCAGCACCAGAUGCUUGACCAAAGCAGAGUGUGCAAUGAUUUGAAUGAACAGAUAAUGAAGAAGAUACGGACAUUCACUGACUGGAACUAUUCAUAUCUCACCAGCCCCGCUCCCACAGUUUGCCUCUAGGCAAUCAUUUAAUACAUUGUUUCUAGUCUUGUGUGGCUGAGUUAAUGAAGAUAAGACAGAAUCUUUCUCUGGCUAACCAUUUUUCAUCAUCAGAAAAUAAAAUACAUUUCCAAUAAAAUUUAUAUAGAUGCAAUUUCUUCUGAGUUCUUAGAGAUUUGCAAUAUAAAAUGAAAAUAUUGAAUCCAGUCAUGUUUAAUACAUUUAAGUCUCACUGAUUGGAGUGGAAAGUGAAGCACAUGUACCAGUGGGACAUCAGAAAUGUCUGAAUCAUGCUCAUAAUCUAAAUAUCUGUUGAGCAGACAAUUUAAUGUUUGAUAUAUAGAAAAACAAUGUUAUGUUAACAUUUCACAAGACAAACAUGUCUAGAUAUUGGGUGCCAUGGUUUACUUUUAUAACAAAUUCGUACACAUUGAUGCCACAAUUGUUUUGUGCUUGUUAUAAUGUAUUUUUGCACUUGCUUGUGAA